Charadrius vociferus (killdeer) is the source of this 1308-nucleotide messenger RNA. It is a transcript of the gene TEDC1, whose product is annotated as chromosome unknown open reading frame, human C14orf80. Bases 1 to 1308 code for a protein of 435 amino acids. Lineage: Eukaryota; Metazoa; Chordata; Aves; Charadriiformes; Charadriidae. The transcript is spliced from 8 exons. The record is from RefSeq and is a predicted model, not a curated record.
AUGGCCACAGCUGAGGCAGGAGGCAAUGUGCUGCUGUUUACCAUGUGCUGCCCCCGGGACCAUCGUUCGCUUCGGUCCCUGCCACCAAUUCGCAAUAGCCUGGACUUAUGGAGGCUGCUCUACUCCCUUCUGAAACAAAUCCACAGAGGCAAGUGGACCGAGUCUGAUGCCAUAGAUAACCAAAUUAGGUUUGUAAAAUCAGCGUUGUGGUACCAUGGCUAUGGCAGGCUAGAACUCUAUCGGCUCCCCUCUGACGGCUCAGCGGGUAGUCGGGAGCUGCUGCUGGCAUUUUCCUGGCUGCUGCACAGAAUCAGCCUCUUGGAGCAGCUUUUGGCUCGGAACAGAGUAAAGACUGGGGAUGAAACCUCUGUGUGCACGUGUGAAGAUGAUCUGCCUACCAGCCAGAAAAGCACAACUGAAGUAGCACCUGAAGAUGGGCUAGAAGACAGAGUAGAUGUUCGAUACCUUCAGUGGUUAAAUGGGAGGCUGAGGUUCCAGUGGCGGAGUUUGCACGCUCAGCACCAAGAGCAAUGCAAACUUUUGCACAAGAUCCACUUAUUCACUAGUGGCUCUCAUAUGGACCAGAUCCUUGGACAUUUUUCUGUCACGGAAACAGAUCUCAUUAGACAACCAGAGGACUACAAGCAGCUUGUACAGCUUCUGGAGUCUGAAACCAUGCAACUAGAAGCCUUUCUGGAGUGGAAGCAACUGGAACCAGUUUAUUGGCAGUGGAUGGAAACUGUGUUAGACAAUAUGGCUGAAGAGGGAAAUAUGUGCAAGUCCCAGGACACUCAUGCAGAGAAAAGCGGGCCACCAACGGUGACCUCGUGUUGCCCCUGGGCUGACAGUCUGACUGGGCAAAUAGACAGAUUAUCCAGAGAUGUAAUGACUCUUCGUGACCAACUGCAUAAGCUUGUAACACACCGAAGGGCUGCGUGGUGUGAGAAGGUGAAAACAAGAGAGGAGGAACUACAGAAGGAGGGGUUCUCUGCCACUGCUCGGAAGAUACAGGAAAGCGUUGAACUAAAACUGCUCGAUCUUACGUGCCUUUGUGCUCCAAACAAAAAGAAAAUACAUGGUUCGUGCAGACUGGUGUUCAGAAACAAACAUCUUGCCAGCAAAAUGGGCUUCGAUAGGUCUGUAUCCAAGGAGCCUGUUUCAGCUGUCAGUGCUACAGAGGUGAUCAGAGAACUGCAGAUGAGAGAGGCCAGCCUGGCGAGAGAGCUGAAGCAGCUGCAGGAAGAGUGCAGGCAGAGGCUGGAUGAAAUUGCAGAAAGGUUGGAUGGAGUGAUUUGUAUCUCCCCUUGA